GAUGGCGGCCGUGCUCGAAGGUGAAGUGUACCUGGGCUUCGAUUUCAGCACUCAGCAGCUAAAGGUGGUUGCCAUCGAUCACAACCUCAACGUCAUCCAUCAGGACCAAGUGCAUUUUGACUCGCAACUUCCAGAGUUCAGGACGGAGGGGGGCGUCCACGUGGGUACGGAUGGUCUGACGGUCACGUCGCCCGCCCUCAUGUGGGUCCAGGCUCUGGACCUCCUAUUGGAGCAGAUGCAGGGAGCGGGCUUCGACUUCUCCAGGGUGCGAGCGCUGUCGGGCAGCGGUCAGCAACACGGGAGCGUGUACUGGAAGAACGGAGCGGCCGCGACCCUCCGGCGGCUCCGCCACCAUUUCAGUCUGAGCCACCAGCUCAAGGACUGUUUCUCCGUGCGCGACUCCCCCGUGUGGAUGGACUCGAGCAGCGGGCGGCAGUGUGAGCGCCUGCAGGAGGCGGCGGGGGGCGCUGCCAAGCUGGCAGACAUCACGGGCUCCAGGGCCUAUGAGCGUUUCACAGGAAGUCAAAUUGCCAAAAUGCGUGAGGAACGACCACAGCAGUUCCAGGACACUGAGAGGAUCUCAUUGGUCAGCAGCUUCGCGGCAUCACUCUUCCUCGGCGGUUACGCCGCCAUCGACUACAGUGACGGUUCCGGAAUGAACCUUCUGGACAUCAGGAGCAAAAAGUGGAGCGAGGUGUGCCUGGAGGCCGUGUGUCCCGGUCUGGACCUCCUGCUGGGAACGCCGCUGCCGUCCGCGUCCGUGCUGGGUGCCGUGUCGUCCUACUGGGUUCGCAGGUUCGGGUUCUCGGACACGUGCGCGGUGGUUGCCUUCACCGGAGACAACCCAGCGUCUUUGGCAGGAAUGAGACUCCAGCAGGGAGACCUGGCUGUGAGUCUGGGCACUAGCGACACGGUGUUCGUGUGGCCGCAGGACGCUCGUCCGGCUCUCGAAGGUCACGUGUUCGUCAAUCCUGUCGACUGGCGACAAUUCAUGGCCUUGUUGUGCUUCAAGAACGGAUCUUUGACCCGAGAGCGGCUGAGGAACCGCUGUGCUCAAGCGUCAUGGGAACUUUUCUCUGCUGCUUUGAGACAAACUCCUCUCGGAAACAACGGAUGCAUCGGCUUUCAUUUUGACGUGAUGGAGAUCACGCCCCCUGCGGUGGGAGUUCACCUCUUUGAUGCAGAUGACAAUGAGGUGUCAUCCGUGAGCGCUCAGGUGGAGGUGCGGGCCCUGGUGGAGGGUCAGUUCCUGUCACGCCGACUCCACGCCGAGCAUCUGGGUUACUCCGUCGUUCCAGGAAGUCGAAUUUUGGCAACGGGCGGAGCCUCGUGUAACAAAGACAUCCUGCAGGUGUUGUGUGACGUGUUCAAUGCCCCAGUUUACACCAUUGACGUGUCCAACUCGGCUUGCCUCGGCUCCGCCUACAGAGCGCUGCACGGUCUGCUCGACCAAUCAGGAAUGUCCUUUUUUGAUGUCCUGAAGAAAGCUCCGGAAGCACGACUUGCCGCCACCCCGCAGCCCCAUGCACAACAGGUGUACAAUGAGAUGCUGCAACGUUUCACCCGACUGGAGAAGAAAGUCCUGCAGGAGCUCCGCCCCUGAACAGUUGACACUAAUCUGAUUGGCCAACAUGGGCCUGAACUCAAGUUUGUGUUCAAUGAUGAUGAUGCCGCACACAACCAAUGUGCAGAAUGCAUCCCAUAAUAACAAGACUACCCUUUAGGCAGAAUGAUUACGUACACAUUCCUGUCACCCCAAUUGCACACGUGUGCAUGUUGCAGCAGAAAGCAAAGGUUGGCAUGCACGUGUGCAAUGUUCUAGCAUCAACAUCGAGGGGGGGGGGCUGCUGUUGUCCCCAGCACCGACCCCCCCCCCCUUCGCUCGCUCUUUGUAAUUAGGAUGGCGCAUUUCUUCAGUUGUGUAAAUUAGACAUGUAAGUGAUGAACACAACAGACAAACUUUUGUUUACACAAACACGAAAAAGUCCUUAAACAAGACGUCACACAAGAACAAUUACACAAUUAGACGAAUUGUCUUAUUAAUGAAGUCUAAUACUUGUGUGCUUUUAUUGAUGAAUCUUCAUUAAAGAGGACAUUAUGUUAAGUAGACUUUUUAAUUUUAUUUGUGUACAAAUAGUUUUGCAGCUCACCCAUCAAGUUUGAAACUAGACAAUCAGCUAAAUCUUCAGUGAACUAUUUGUGAAAAUGUGUCUGUGGGGCCUUCUUAUGAAUCCCACUCGCUUUCGAGGCAGGACACGCCCUGCUGCAAUAUGAUUGGCUGCUGCAUCCUGGUAGGACACGCCCUACUGCUGCCGGGCAGGAAAAGAAGUAUGCGACUUGAGUGCAGCGGCGUUCUUUUGAAUCCCAGCAACCGUAACCAUAACAAACUUGAUUGUUUCGAUUUUGUACCAAUGUGAUCCAUAUUUGGAAGGGUCACCUCGGCCUUGACGAUGCGGUCCCAACGGUCUCCGGCGUCUCCGUCUUGGGGAAGUCCUGCGAGCGGUGCUGGAGCGCCCGCGUGACCGUCACGUCCAGGUCGUCGUACGUCUCGCCGCUGCCAGGUUCUGAGCAACAAACCACAAACGGUUAUCACCCGGCCCGGCGACCGCUGGCCUAAGAACGUUUGGCGGCUGUACUCACGAUGACGUCGAACUUGGAGUAGAUGUCCGCCACUUGGCCUGAGUACACGCACGCACACGCACACGCGCACGCGCGCGCCAUAUCUAAUGCGCCUUCGAUAUCCACGACUCUGAAAAGCUUUGUGAUAUUGGACUUUGGAUUGAAAUUUCAGUAAUAUAUCGUUCCAUGUGAACUUUGACCUUGUGUCAACUUUUCAACGUCCAACAUCGAAGUACCCCUCCCCGCAACUCGCUGUUCUCUUCACGAGGAGCUGAACGGCUCUCGAUCUACCGUGACGGCCGUGUUGGUUACCCCUGAUCUCGGUCCACGACUGAUGCCCACCAAAGCCAAAGAGUAGUUUGCGAUAGAUGGACUCACUUAUUUGCGGCUGGUUUUUUUCAAUGUUUUUGCUUUACCGCUUAUUGCUGUAUGUUCCCGGCUUAUUCGAGAUUUCGGAGGGUUUGAAAAAAGUAAAGGUUUUUCGCUCCAGUUAUAAUGGCCGUCAAGCAUUCGUGGGUUUUGGCGAUUUGGGGUCGGGCCGGUCCCUAUCGCCUGCGAAGAGCGGGGAUCCACUUUACGGUAUUUGAACAAGGACAGCUUCUGUGUAUCACGGAGACGUUAUUAGGGUUCCCACGUAGUUUCCAGGCAGGACGCACCGUGCUCCAAUAUUAGAUUAUUUUCACAAAAAACUCCCUGUGUGGAGUUUGAAUCUUGUCCCUGUGAUCAAGUGGGUCUUCUUCACACGCAUGGUAGCGUGUUUAUUUGCAAGCAAUUGCCCAUAGGUGUCGAUGUUUGGUCUAUAUUUGCCCUGCGAUUGGCUGGCAGUCAGUCUCGGGCGUACCCCUCCUCCGUCCCUCGUCUCACCCGAAGUCAGCCGCUCGUGCCCGGGAUGACAAGUGCCAUCGAGAAAAAAAAAAGGGAUGGAUAUUAUAAUUAUAAUUAUUAUUAUAACCGCUUCCCCCUAAAAGUCGUGUCAUGAAGCUGCUACGCCACAAAAGGUCAGCAUCACGUUACAACGUGAUACAACGAUAUCAUGUUUUAACGUGACAAAUUCCCAGUUUUAAUGUGAUGAGUUUUAUGUUUUAACGUCCUAAAUUUACGUUAGCGUUAACAUAAAUUUGACAUUUUUAAUGUAAUGAAUUUCACAUUUGAAGAACGUGAGCUAUUGUACGUUUUGAUGAGAAAUUUGAACGUGAUCAAUUUUAAGUUUUGAUGAGAAAUUUCACAUUUUUAAUGUGAUGAAUUUUGCAUUUUAAUGUGAUAAAAGUCAUCUUUUCAUGAAACCGCUUCGUUUUGUUGAGCCGAAUCUUCAGCGCAUCUGCCUCACAGUUCUGAGGUUGCGGGUUGGAACCCGGCCCCGCCCGUGCGGAGUUUGCACGUUCUCCCCGCGCCUGCGUGGCUUUUCUCCGGGUACUCCGCUUUCCUCCCGCAUCCCCAAAACACGCGUGCGACUUUAAUUGAAGACUCUAAAUUGCCCGUGGGUGUGAUUGCGAGCGCGCAUGGUUGUUUGUUUGCAUGUGCCCUGCGAUUGGCUAGCGACCAGUUCAGAGUGGACCCCGCCCCUUGUUCGAAGUCAGCUGGGAUGGCCGCCACAACACGCCCGCGACCCUCGUGAGGAGAAGCGGUGCAGAAAAUGGACGGAUGGAUGUUUAGGCGAACGCAGAAAUCAAAUUCAUCACAUUUUAACGUGACACUGAGCUUUAUUUGAUAUUUUUUCAGGUGGGGCAGGAACCCACUUCCGUAGUAAUGUCUCGAUUUCAGGUGCAAAUAAAACUUUCACACCUGUCCGCCAAGAGGAAGAGGUGGGGCCGAAGGUGUCAGGUGACAGGAUGAGGCUGAUGAUGACGACGAGGAGGACGAGGAGGACGAGCGCCGUCCGGCAUCCGGGGGCGACGAGAAGGAUCGCAGACGUCGGGGCUCGACGGCGUACGUCUCCAGGGGGAAGGCGCCCGCCCGCCCAGGGCCGGAGGGGGCGUGGAGGGGGGCCGGCGGCGGCGGGGGGGCCGGAGGGGCCGGAGGGGCCGGAGGGGCCGCAGGGGCCGGGCACGACAGGCUGAAGGCUGGGUGACGAUGACGAGCGGGGACGAAGAUCAAGGUGAAGAUGGACAUGCGGGAAUCAUCAAACAGAUGAAAAGGAGAAAGCAUCAGCUCACACACUUGCACACACACUCACGUUGACACAUACACGCAAUAAUCACAAUCAGCUUUAUUGGUCAAGUACGUCACAAGACGCAUUAGGAAGUUGCCCGACGCAUACACGUACACAUUGAGAUACACGCAUACAUUUAUUCAAAAAUGAACUUACACACACACACACACACACACACACCUCUGGGUUUGCUCCUCUUGGUGCGUGAGAAGAAUUUGAUGGCGAUGGGGGAGGUCGAUGUUUGCUGGUUCGAUUCCCUGCAGGCAGACCUGAACAUCCCACUGAAGCUCAGUCUGGCGCACGCACGCACGCACACACACACACACACACACAAACACACACACUCACUCACUCAACAUUCCUGGUGCUGGCGUGUAACAUCAUGUGUCAAUCAAGUGCGUUUACCUCCGUGUGGGGGGCGGAGACUCUGCGAUGCUUUUAUCAGGCGUGGGCGUGGCCCUGGAGGCGGAGCUGCCUCCUAGCGAGAAGUUGCUGCUGCCGUUUGUCGCCCCCUGCAGGAGGACAGACGUACUACAACGUCAUCACGCCAUCCGAUCCGCCGAUCCGCGGCCUCGUCCCGCUUUUUACCUUCUUCGCUCCGGUCGCCUCGUCCGCCGGGAAAGCCAUUCCUAACGCGAUGACGUCCUGCGCGUGAGUCACACGUAAUCAUCAGCAACAAUGAUUAAGAUGGCGCCUAACCAAUCGGUCGCCUCGGCAACGAGCUCUCUAGUAUUGGCCGUGUUUUUGUGUGUUUUUUGGAAACAUUACGUGACUUACUUACACAAGGGAAGACUCUCGAAACAUCAGGGGGUCACCUCCGGUCGACCACCGUGGCGCUUCACGGAAACGCGGCUUUGGGAACGCGCCGUAAUGCUUCUUAGCUUUCAACUACGAGGCUUUAAACGAUCGGGAUUUUUGGGCUCGAUCAGCGAGUUUAAAAAAAACGAUAACCGACCAUGAUAGAGGAACGUGUCUAGUUAAAUGACCUGUUCAUUUACUGUACAUACUUGUGUACUUAAUUGCUCCAAAAAUUACAUUUACAAGAAAUAAUGUAUCUUUGUUCCUCAAUUUAUGCCAGUGAGGCAAAGUGACAGAGAGAACCAAUGAAUGCUCUUCGAUUAGAAGAUGGCAGGAAGUCAACGCAGUCAUGAAUGUCUCCACAUUUUGGGACAUUUUUGUUCGUUGGUGUGCCGUGAGAUUUUUCGAUUGUACAAUAUGUUCCUUGGCUCCGUAAGGUCGGAAGUCGCCGCUCCAGUCACAUCGUGGAUUCUAAUCGGUCAGGUCGAACCGACACGACAACGUGACCGAAAUCGUGGCUGCUAACUUACUGUAAUUCAAUGACUUUAUUUAGAAUUAAAUGACUUCACCCACACCGAAACUUUACAGCACGAUUCGAGAGAACGGCGGCGUGUUUACGUCCGACCGUUUGUGCUAGCAGUAGCUUGCUAGGCUACGUAACGUUUUUGUUAAAAGUACGUGAAACAUACGUCAAGCGAGCCUUAAACGAACGUCCUCUCCUGCCCAGCAACACACGUUUCCCCCCCAUUUUGUCCUUAUAAUACAAAGUUGGCGCGCUCCACUCUUGUUGUCGUCGGCGUCGCCACGGUAACGAGUGUAUCCCGGUCGCAUUUGAGUCGACGAGAUAAAGCCCGAUGAUCGUAAAAAACGGGAUGCGGUGGUAUCGGAAUAUAAGAUUUGAUUGCAGUCGUCUGACAGAGUGCAAUCGUGAAAGAGCAAAUUUGUCUCGUCGUCUGAUCCGGGCA
Molecule: messenger RNA, 6531 nt
Organism: Phycodurus eques (leafy seadragon)
Lineage: Eukaryota; Metazoa; Chordata; Actinopteri; Syngnathiformes; Syngnathidae
Gene: xylb
Product: xylulokinase homolog (H. influenzae)
Exons: 19
Coding region: 2-1603 (533 amino acids)
Biological process (GO): D-xylose metabolic process; xylulose metabolic process
Cellular component (GO): cytosol
Molecular function (GO): D-xylulokinase activity
Source: RefSeq, a predicted model, not a curated record